This is a messenger RNA of Adineta steineri, 10827 nucleotides long. The record is from the annotation of a GenBank genome assembly. Lineage: Eukaryota; Metazoa; Rotifera; Eurotatoria; Adinetida; Adinetidae.
AUGUUUGAAACAAUAAUAGCAUCAUUGAUCAAACGUUAUGUUGCACAAUAUAUUGAUAUAAAUGCUGAUCAAUUAUCUGCUCAACUUUUAUAUAAACAACAAAUAAUUAUUGAAAAUUUAACAUUAAAUAAAACAAAAUUAAAUGAAGAUAUUCGUUCAAAAUUUGAAUUACCAUUAGAAAUUGAAUCAAUUCAUAUUGGUAAAAUUCAAUGUUCAUUUAUUUUAAGUUCAUUAUUAUUUCGAUCAUCGUCAUCUCCAGCAUUUAUUAUUAAAAUCGAACAUGUUUAUAUAGUUAUUAAAGAUAAUAUUGAUGAAUCAUUAAGAGAAGAAAUAAUCGAAGAAAAUAAUGAAAAUAUCAAACAAAAUCAACUUAAUCUAGCUGAACAAGAAUUAGAAAAAGAAUUUGAAUGUUUUGGAGAAGUUCAACCAUCAAAAUGGAAUAUUCAACGAUUAUUUAUGUCAUUUUUUGAAAAAUUAAAAAUUGAUAUUAUUGAUGUACAUAUAAUUUAUAAAAAUUCUACAGGUUGUACUAUUGGAUUAACUUGCGAUAAUAUUCAAACUUCUACUGAACCAUUUGAUGAUACAAUAAAUCGACAAAUAUUACGAAUAAAUAAUCUCGGCAUUUAUCUUGAUAUUAACAAUUCUUCAACACAUUCUUAUAUUCUUUCUCUACAAAAUUCAAUGGAAAUUUCAUUGAAACAUAAUCAUUUUUUAGUUAAUCAAAAAGAAUAUCAUUAUGAAUUCGAAUGUUUAAUAAGCGAUUUAGAUCUAAAAUGUAAUAUUGAACAAAUUCGUAUUUUAAUUAAUAUUCUUCAUUAUCAAAUGUUAAUUUCUGAUCCAUGUAGACCAAAAUCAAAAAUUUCAAAGCAAGCAGCUAGAAUUUGGUGGCAUUAUAUUAUUCUUCGUAUACAAAAUAAAUUUUGGUUUAAUCGUACUUUAUUAAUUCAUCGUUUACAUCAACUAAAUAUUUAUAAACGUUUAUAUCAUCAAUAUCUUAAUAGUAAAUAUUUAAAUUAUACAAAUAUUUCUUUUCAAGAUGAAAUAGUAAUGAAAGAAAUUGAAAAAGAAUUUGAUAUUGAAUAUCUUUUAAUUAUUCGUCGAAAGAUUUUUCAAACUCGAAUUAAUCAACAUAUUAAACAACAAGAAGAAACGACGAAAUGGUAUUUUAAUUACGCAAAAUGGAUUACUUCAAAAAUGAGUGAUUUAUGGGGAAGAACGUCGUCAUUAAAUGAAAAUGAUAUUGAAAUUCAACAACAAGUUAAUACAUUUAUUGAAGAAUCAAUUGAAGAUGAAGAUCUAUUAGAAAAUUAUGAUAAUGAUCGAAUAUUUCGUUUUAAAAUUCAUUUAAAAACAAUAAAUAUUGAUCUUUUAUCGUCCAGUAAUAAUAUUCUUUGGAAUUUUUCUCUAAAAAAUCUAUUAUUAAAUAAUGAAUUUCGAUUGCAUUAUCAAUCAAUGGUUACUUCUAUACGUCUUGAUGAUUUAUGUAUUCGUGAUCAUGAACAGGUAGAUGCAUUUUCUACAAUUAUUUCUUCGAAGAAAGUAAUACAACAAGAUGAAUCACAGCAAAUACCAGUACUGGAGUUUUUAUUUGAGAAAAAAAGCAAGUCAAAAUCUACGAUAAAAGUUCGUAGUUGUGGUCUUUGUAUAGUUUGUUGUCCAACAUCGAUUGAAAGAUUAUCUCAUUUAUAUACUUCAAUUUUUCCAUCAUUAUCUCUGAACAAAUGGAAAAAUAUGAAAUAUUCUUUGCUCAGAAAUUGUAGAUCUCUAUUAGAACAAAUAAUGCCAAGUAAAAAUCAAAAAAUGACUGCAUCUCAUGUUCAACAUCAAGAAAAAUUAAAAUUUCAGAUAUAUGUAAAUAUAGGAGGUGUAAAAAUUAUUCUUCCUCUAUCAUCCCGUGAUGCAUUAAUAAUAGAUUUGGGUUUUUUGAUACUUACUAAUAAUUCUCAAGAUAACAGUGUAUUUACUCAACAAGAAUUUGAAGAUGAUAAUGAUAUAUUUUUAACACCUAUUAGUUCUCCGUCUAUAUAUGAAAAUGCAUUGGAAGAAGAAUCUAUAGAUUACCCGGUGAAUCUUCUCACUAUAGAUCAGAUUGAUGAGUCUGUUAAAUACUCAUCUUUUUUAUUUUCUAUUCAUGAUAUACAAGUUUGUUAUUCUAAUGAUCAUUCACAGAUAGUAGAAAAAUUUAAUAUUCAAUUUAUUAUUCAACAUUCAUUAGAUUAUUUAUGGCCGUUAAGAAAUAUUUCCGCCGAAUUACAAAAACUUACGAUUCAUUUAAAUAUACAAAGAAUUAAAAGUUUAUAUAAUUCUAUAAAUCUUUGGUUUACAUUUAUUAACAACAAUUUUAGCGAAUAUGAUUAUCAAUUUAUUAUUUGGCGUGAAUUUGAUUUUCGUCUGAAUGAAUUAAAUAUUCUAUUGAAUGAUAAUACUCAAACUCUAAGUAAAAUUAAUAUCGAAAAUAUUGAUAUUUUAUUAAUCAAUAAUAAUCAAUCGAAACAAUUGAAUUUUAAUUUAAAUAAUUUAACGAUUGGAAAAGAUGAUGAAAUUUUAUUUAAAAUCAAUCAAAAUUUAAAUGAAAAUAAUGUAUUUAUUAAAACUAAUAUUGAUUAUUUAACAACGUCGAAAAUUAAUAUUAUCGCUGAUGUUAAUGCAAAUAAACUUGAUUUUAUUUUUAACCCUAAAACAAUUUGUACAUUGAUCAAUUUUUUGUCAGAUAUGAAUCUAUUCUCAUGGAAUCGAAUAGUUUCUAAAUAUAGUAAUAUCAUUAAUACUUCAAUACAUAGUCAAAUUAAUACUAAAUUUCAUGAAAUUAAUCUUACUUUCAUUUAUAUUACACCAGUGAUAUUCUCGAGUGAAAUUCAUAUAAGAAAUUUUAUGCUCAACACUUUAUUAAAUCCACAUUCAAUAUUUAACUUAACACUUGGUGCUAUACAAAUUUCUAAUUCCCUCAAUAAUUUACAACAAUCUAUUGAUAAUAAACAAAAUGUUCUUAUUAUUGGUUCAAACAAAGAAUCAAACAAUGAUGAGACAUCAAAAAAUUCAGCAUUAUGUUUAUUACUAAUGAAUCAGGAAGAUAAUAUUUCUAAUCUAUCAAUUAAAAUGACUUCUUUUUCUUAUUUCCAUUCAGUACAUUUGAUCGAUAGUAUUGAACAAAUUUUUACCUAUAUCAGUGACAAUUAUCAUUACAUCGGAAAACAAGAAAGUCAAAAAGAAGAUACGAAGAUAUGUUUAUUCAAUUGUCUAACUAAUUCAACAAAAAGUUCAAUAUUAUCUUUACAUCGAUGGAUUUUAGAUAUUGAUAUUGAUACAUCAAUAAUUAUUUAUCCGAUAAAUAUUGGUUUACAAUUAACUCGUAUUCAUAUCAAAAAUAUUCAAAAUCAAUUAAUAGAUUUUGAAAUUAAUGUUAAUCGAUUAGAUCUAUUACUAAUUAACUUCACAAGAGCAACUAAAAUAAAUAAUAUUAAUAUUUCUGAACAUACAUCAUGGCAAUUUAUAGAAAAUAUGUACAUUUCAUUCAAUUUUCAAUUGUCAGAAACAUCAAUUAUGAUUAAUUCUAAAUUAAUUUCUCCUCUUCGUAUUUAUCUUAGUCAUAAUCGAAUACAUUUCUUACGAGAAAUCUUAAAUAUAAUUUUUGGUCAAAAUUCAACAUCAUUAUUUAAAUUUAUUUUCCAGUUUCAAUCAUCUCAAAUGUUUAUUAUCUUUCAAAGUGCAGCUCAAUAUGAAUUCAUUACCAUAUGUGAAGCAGUUUUAGAUCAAUGUCAAAUGUUAUAUGAAUUAGAUAAUCUUGCUAAUAAAAAAAUUAUUCUUCAAUUUAAUUCACUUCAAAUUAGAAAUCAUUUAGAUAAGACAAAUGAUUUUCCUAUUGUAUUAAAAACUCCAUCAUCUAUUGAAUUAAAUAUUUCUCAAGUAGAUAAUCAAUAUGAAAAAUUAGAUGUUAAACUAGGCAAUAUUGAUAUUAAAUUUAUUAAACUAACAUGGACAAUAUUAUCUGAAUUUAUUGGAAUAUUUGAUCGUGAAAAUUAUUCAUCAAACAUAUCUAGUAUUGAAGAAAAGAAGAAAAAUUCUUCCAUAUUUUUCAAUAAUAAUUUAAUUAAAAUUUCAAUUAAUAUCGAUUCUAUUGGUUGUUUAUUUCAAGACAAUGAAACAUUACUUAUGAAUAUUGUUCUUCAACGUUUCAUAUGUCAAAUUUCUACUUGUAUAAAACAAUCAAUAGUACUAUGGACUAUUAAUAGUCAGCUUGGUUUUAUCUCUAUAGAUGAUUUAACAAUUGUUGAUCAAUUGUACAGAGAACGACUUUGUACAACAGCUACAAAUGCAAUUGAUUUUAAAUUUACUACAGAAGAAAAUAAAUUAGUUACUUCUGAUAGUAAUUCAUUAAUUGGUCCUCAAUUCUAUUUAAAUAUAACAUCAAUUCAAUAUAUUCAUACUUAUUAUUUUUUAUUAAGAAUUUUUAAUUAUUUUGAUCGUUUUCGACAGAAUGAAGAUUUUUAUAAACGCCUUCGAUUAUUUAUUUUCAAACCAGUUAUUUCUAAUAUGAGUGAACAAUUGAAUGAAAUACUUUUAAAUAUUAAAAUCGAAGAUCUAAUUCUUAUAUUACCUGAACAUAUACAGAAAAAAUCAGUAUUUAUCAUUCAAUUCGGUUAUAUGAAUUUUAAGAAUUAUUUUCUUUUACAAAAUAAACCGAAUACAACAAUAAAUCAAACAAAACCAUUUCCUAUUAAAUCAUCCCGAUUCGAUUUUAUUUCAAUAGAAAUCAAAGAUAUGAUCUUCUAUAUUGCAUCUCAUUCUUUUAUCAAUCAAGAAACUUCAACAUCUAUUCAUUUUCCCACUUAUGCUUUUAAUUCUAUGGAUACAAAUUUUUCAAAUCUAGUUCGUAAACAAUUUAAUUUAAAUAUUGAAAUUGAACAUAAUCGUAAUCCAACAUCACCAACUUAUAAUAUCAAAAUCAAUCUUUCUUCUAUUGAUAUUCUAUUGGAUUUUAAUCAAUAUAGUCUGAUUGAAAAUAUUCUUAUUUAUACUUUUAAUGAACAAUCUAUUUUCAUGCUUAAAAAAUUAUUUAAUUAUUUAAUCAUAUCAAAUAAUGAUAAUUAUACUAGUUUUGUUAUGAUUAUUGAAAUUGAUCAUAUAGGAAUGGAAAUGUUUUUAUAUGAUAUUGAUUUAUUACAUCGUCAUUCAUUAGGUUAUACAGCAUUAAUGAAUCUACAUAUAUCUUUCGAAAAAUAUUUAAAUGGAGAUCAAAUUUUACAUUUUCUUUGUUCAACAAUAAAACUUUUAGAUACACGAUAUGAUAAUAAAGAUAUGAUCAUACCAUUAUCUAUGCCUUCGAAUUCGAAUCAACUUAUAAUUUCUCUAAUUAAAACUAAAUUUGAUAAUCAAUGUACAAUAGCAUUAAAUUCUAUACGUUUUCUAUGUGUUAUCGAUUGGUUAUUAGAAUUAAAUAGAUUUAUUAAUUCAUUCUAUCAACAAGAAACUCUUAUAGCCACUGGUAUUUCAUUCAUACCAUCAUUUAAUACUAAAUUAAAUUUAAAUCGAUUCGAACUUGUACUUGUAUCAUCAAUAAUCGAUCCAUAUUCAAGUGCACUUAUCUAUUCUAGUACAAUGUCUUUGAAUUAUAAACAAAACGUACAAUCUAUUGAAUGUGUUAUGAAUAAUUUUACAUUUCUUACAUGUCAAAUUGAAAAUAUUGAUGAAACAAUAGUUUCUAUAAUUGAACCAACUGAUUGUUCUUUAAAUAUUCAUCUAUCGAAUGAACAAAUAUGUGAAUUUAAUAUUCCAAUAUUAAAUAUUCGUAUAUCUUAUUCUGAUAUUAAAAUGAUCUAUAAUUUAAUUCAUACAAUUUUUCAUCAAAUAUUUCAAGUUAAAACUCGUAAACCUUUAUUAAGUUCAAUUUCAUCAAUUCUUACAUCACCUAUAAGAGAUUAUCAAUUAUUAAAUAUAAAAUUUAUUAAAUUUUUCUGUAAUCAAAUAUGUAUAUGUUUUAUUGAUGAUUGUUUUGAUGUACAUAUACCUCUACUAAAUAUUAAUUUAAAAUCAUUUCAUUUCCAAACAAUUGAAAAUAAUUCAACGAAUCGUAUUGAACAAUGUCAAUUUGAAAUAAUUAUCUUAUAUUAUAAUCGUUUUCAAUCAGGAUUUGAACCAUUAAUUGAAAUGUGUUCAUUAGAAAUAUUAUUAACACGAUCAUCUUCAAAAACUUCAUUAUGUAUUUUAUCAAAAGAAUUAUUAAAUUUAAAUUUUACAAAAGCAAUGUAUCGAUUAUAUAAAAUUCUUAAAACAAAUUGGUAUAUAGAUAAUCAAAAUUCAAAGAAGAAAAAAACUUUUCGUCAUGUAAAAACAUUAGAACCAUAUUGUUUUAAAAAUUUAAUUGGAACUCAAAUUAAAUUUCGUACAUGGAUUACAUCCGAACAAAUUUUUUCAUCAUAUGAACAUAUUGUUGAUAAUCAACAAACAAUUUCAUUUUAUUUUCCUACACAUUCUUCGCAAUUAACUACGAAUAAAAAUCAAAAUUCUCAAACAAGAAUACGAACAAAUUCAAUUGUUUCUUCUCUAUGUCAAAUUAAUCGUCGUUUAUUAAUUUCAAUUGAUGGUUGGCAAUGUUUACAACCUAUAUCCAUUGAUCGUAUUGGUACAUUUUAUCGAAUUGCUCUCCCAUCAAAUACGAAUGAAUUAUAUAAACCAAUGAUUAUUAUUAUUGAUAUUGCUAUGGCAGAUAAUUCUUUACGUUUAAUAACAGUAAAAUCUUCAAUUGAAAUACGUAAUCAAUUAUUAACAUCGAUUGAUAUUCGAUUUAAAUGUAAUUUAGAUUUAUUACAUGAUUUUCGUUUAGAACCAAAUGAAACAUAUUCAUUACCUAUACAAUUAUGUUCAAUAAUAAAACAAAUACAAAUUCGACCUUCUGAUUUUGCUUUAGAUUUUUGUAAUGAACCUAUAACUUGGUUAGAAAUAAAUAAUGAAAAAGAUGAUAAUAGAAAAAAUUCGUCAUCGAAAGAAAAUUUAAUUCAUCGUCAAUCAUUUCUUCGUAGUUGUUCAAUCGAUGAAAAACAAGCAGUCUAUUAUAUAUGUUUACAAACUAAACAAACAUAUCUUUUAAACUCCCAAGAUCAUAUAGUUUCUACAUAUCAAUUAUCAAUUCAUUCACCAUUAACAAUUUGUAAUUUACUUCCAUGUUCAUUAAAUUAUGAAAUUCCAAAUUAUCAUGAAAAAUUUGAAAUCAAUCCAUAUAAAUUUCAUCGAGAACAUACAUUAAAUAUUCUUGAAAAUAUUCAUAUACUUUUUUCAACGAAUAUUUAUCAUAUGAAUAAAUCUUUUCAUUUACCAACAAUAAAUGAUUUAUAUCAAACGAAAUAUACACAUCAACGUAUUAUUUUCUAUGAUAAUAAUCAACGUGAAUUAUUUAUUGAUAUAACAAUUGUAUGUUUUAUUAAAUAUCGUUUAAAAAUUCUACUAUCUGUUCCUUAUAUUCUAUUGAAUAAAACUGGUAUUCCAUUAAUAUUUAAAGAUAUAAAUUCCAAAAUUGAAGGUGCUGGACAAAGUAUAAAUGAUGAAUUAGAAUUCAAUCGAGAAGCAUUACUUUUUUCAUUUGAAAAUUCUAAUCGUAAUCAUACAUGUGUAAUGAGAAUUGGAACAGGUUUACAUCGUCAACAAGAUAGCCGUCCACAAUGGUCACAAGGAUUUCGUUUACAACAAGGUUCGACUUAUCGACAAUUACAAGUUCGUUCAUCACGUAAAUCAAGUGAUUGGAAUUAUUCUAUAGCUAUUGAUAUUCGUUCAGGAAAUGGUUUUUUGAAAAAAAUUAAUUUUAUUUUUCUUAGUCCACGUUAUAUGAUCUAUAAUCAAUGUUCAUAUAAUUUAUUAAUAACACAACGACAAAUAUUAAAUGAUGAAACAAAUUAUAAAUGUGUUUCACAACAUGCAACUGUUGCUUAUCAUUGGCCACGUAUUGAUAUUGAACAAUUAUUAUGUGUAAAAAUAAUUGAUGGUGAAAAACAGAUAAUUCAUUGGUCAGGAGGUUUUCCAAUUGAUUGUGUUAAUGCAUUUCAUAUUAAUAUGAGAUAUGAUAAUGGUCAAUGUUUAAUACUUCGUGUACAAAUUAUUGAACGAAAUGGAACAUAUUUUGUUGUAUUUAUGGAUUCAAAUCAAAUGCCACCACCUUUUCGUAUUACAAAUCGAUCGGAUAUACCUAUUCAAUUUCAUCAAACAGAUAUUCGAUCAGAAUCUACUCAUUUACAUACAAGUCUAUUACCUCAUCAAUCGAUUGAUUAUGCAUGGGAUGAAUUAACAUUAAAACCAACAUUAACUUGUUCAAUUAUAGAUGGUACUAAGACAAUAUAUGAUCUAUUUAAACUUGGUAAUGCUGACGAAUUACAUUAUCAAAAUUUGAUUUAUCUUGUUUUUCAAGUAACAUGUGAAGAUAAAUCUUUAUCUCAUCCACUUGUUAUUGAAUAUAAUGAUAAUCAACUUUUCGUAGCACAACGUCAAGAAAAUCGGCGUUCACAACUAUGGUAUAGGACUGAUAAUGGUAUAUUAAUACAUAUAGGAUCUUUAUCAAUUCAAGAUGGAACGAAAAAAAAAGAUUUCUUCGAUGAUCUUCGACAUACAUUUGUUUUAGAUAUUCAAGAUCCAUUAGAUAAUAACUUAACAGAAUCUUUUACUCAAUUAAUUGUAAGACGAUACGAUCCUAAACGAAUACAAACACAAUCAUGGCAAUUUACUGAUUCUGGUUAUUUAUGUCUAAAAGAUUCACAUUUAUGUGUACAAAUAUUUGGUGAAUUAAAAGAAAAUAGUGAUAUAGUUCUAGGACCAAUUUUAGAUGAUAUUAAUGAAAAACCUUUAUCAACAAUGUAUAUUCGUGCUCAUCAACGUUAUAAAGGUACUGGUAUUUUAUAUGCAAAUAUAAUUGCUGAUGGACCAACAAAUGUACUUGAAAUAGAUCAUAUAAAAUCAAAUAAUUUACCAAAUCCAACAAAUAUUUUAUCAUCAACUAUUUAUCAUAUUGAUCUUCAUUUUUCUGCUGGUGUUGGUAUAUCUAUUAUAAAUUCAAUGAACCAUCAAUCAGAAGAACUUAUGUAUAUUCUAGUUAAUAAUCUUCAUAUUGAAUAUAAUAAUAAGAAUAAUGAACAAUCUAUUGAAUCAACUAUUGAUACUCUUAUUAUUGGUAAUCAAUUAUUAACAACAACAAAACCAUGUUUACUCUAUAUCAAUUCUCUUGAAGAUCCAUCAAUUCAACGAGCUAUUCGUUUUCAAAUUCAAUGGCAAAAAACGAAUACAAAUUUCAGUCUUCUUCAUAUUAUUCAUUCUCUUCAAAUUGAUAUUAAUUCAAUAACAAUUCAAUUUGAUGAACUUCUUCUAUGGAAAUUAAUCGAUUUUUUUGAUAUUGAAAUUUCAUCUUUAUCAUCAUUAUUAUAUAAAACAACUCGUCUUGGUAAUAAUACAACUAAUUCUGAUCGUAAAAUUGAUUUAAAUAUAAAUGAUUAUGAAACUGAACGAAUUCUCUCAUUACUUACAUCAACACAUGCAACACGAAUUUAUUUUAAUAAACUUUCUCUAUCAUCAAUUGAUCUUAAUUUAAGUGUAUAUUGUAUUCAUUCGAAACGAUUACUUUCAUCACAUUUAUUAACAAUUAAAAGACAUGCAUCAUUUCCACUUGUUCCAUUUGAAAAUGCACAAAUACAUUUAAAAUCUUAUGAACAAACACAUAUUUUUAAUACAUAUGAUUUUUUUCUAUUAUCUAUCAUAACACAUUAUGUUAAUGUAUGUACACGACAAGCAUUAAAAAUUUUAGGUACAGUAGAUUUUCUUGGUAAUCCACUUGGAUUACUACAUGAUGUUACGGAUGGUAUUGCAUGUCUUGUUGAUCAACGUGGUGUAAGUGGAUUAGUUAAAAAUGUUGCACAUGGUGUCGCUGAUUCAACAUCAAAAGUAACAGGUUCAUUAUCACAUGGUAUUGGUAAACUUGUUUCAGAUAAUGAACAUUAUAAUCGACGACAAUCUAUCAUAGAUAGUCAUAAAAAUCCAACAACAAUUAAACAGGUUAUUCGUCAUGGAACAGUUGGAAUAGCUGCAGGAUUUUAUGAUGGAUUAACAUCAAUGAUUAAACAACCAUAUAAAGGUGUUGUUGAACAAGGUAUGCCUGGACUUGUUAAAGGUUUUGCUAAAGGUAUUGUAGGAACAGUAAGUAAACCUAUGGUUAGUAUACUUGAUUUUACUAAUGAAAUGGCAACAGUUAUUAAAGAAGGUGCACGUUCACCAAAUAUUAUUUUAAAUACUCGUAUUCGACUAACAAGAUGUCCAUCGAAUAUUCUUGGUUUAUUACAACCAUAUUCAAUUUUUGAUGCACAAGGCCAUUAUCUACUUUAUAGAAUGAAUAAAGGUGAUUUAAAUGAACGAUAUAUUUCACGACUUACUAUUUCUACAAUACAAAUCAAUAUGGUAGAUAAACGAAAUAAGAAUAUAUCCGAUCGAAUAAAAGAUAGUUAUAUCGAUGCUAUGAUUACUACACAACGCGUUAUUAUAUAUCGAAUAGAUGACGAUCCUGAUCUAAUUAAUUUUGAAAUCAUCGAUAGUUACGAUUUCAAUACAUCAAUGGCUGUUAUUCCUAUAGAAGAUGCUGAUGGUUGUGCUUUCAUUCAAAUUUCGAUUGAUUCGACAAAUUCCAAUCGAUUGAAUAAUAAUAUACUUCACCGAUGUGAUACACUUGAACAAGCUUUACUCUUAUCUCAAGAUAUUCAACGUGCUCAAGAAAUCUUUCAAGAAGAAAAAAUGAUGUAUAUAAUACCCGAUGAUGAAACUGAAAAUAAUUAUAAUGAUAUUAUUGAUGAUCAACAAACUGAAUAA